This is a messenger RNA of Hirundo rustica (Barn swallow), 2991 nucleotides long. RefSeq names its product solute carrier organic anion transporter family member 1A2-like. The transcript is spliced from 20 exons. Gene Ontology annotation, cellular component: membrane. The record is from RefSeq and is a predicted model, not a curated record. Bases 405 to 2441 code for a protein of 678 amino acids. NCBI's taxonomy places the organism in Eukaryota, Metazoa, Chordata, Aves, Passeriformes, Hirundinidae. Gene Ontology annotation, biological process: transmembrane transport; bile acid and bile salt transport; sodium-independent organic anion transport. Gene Ontology annotation, molecular function: bile acid transmembrane transporter activity; protein binding.
CAAAGUUUCAAUGCACCAUUAAUGCAGGAGGGACCUGGUAGUUCAGCUAUGGUCAGAGAUGCCCAUCAUCCCUCUGCUCAUGAGCCAAGAUUUUAAUCACCUACACUCUGGAAGAAAUAGCAAAAAAAGCAUGACCUUAACAAUCACCUUGUUGGGAUCUGAAAAUGGGGGAUUAUUAAAUACAGAAUGCCUGUGAAUUUACUGGUGGCAAAAUGAAGGACUGAGUCAGGAAUCAAAUUCAUUCCGGUAACGAGCUAUAGAAAAAAAUUUUGGAAGUGUUCUCAAUCCUUGCUUGUCUAUGAACAUCGAAAUGCACGUGCUUGGAAAUCUGACAGAUUUUUUAAACAGGAAGGCACGUGCAAAAUACACCUUUCUUCUCAAGGUUCCUGUUAUUCCCUCUCUGGAUGGACAUUCCCAGUGUAAGAGAAACUCAGAGAGAGACAUCAGUAUCAAUGAAAAAAGGCAACAUGAAGGAGCCUGAGAAGCCACGUGCAGAGGACAAAUUCUGCUGCAUUUCCAAGCUGAAGGUAUUUCUGCUGGCACUGUCGCUUGCAUUCCUCGGGAAAACGAUGUCUGGUGCUUACAUGAACAGCAUGUACACACAGAUAGAGAAACAAUUUAAUAUCCCAGCUUCCUUAGUGGGCAUCAUUAAUGGGAGCUUUGAAAUUGGUAACUUGCUGCUGAUAGCAUUUGUGAGUUACUUCGGAGCAAAACUUCACAGACCCAGAAUAAUUGCUUUGGGCUGCACAAUUCUGUCACUUGGAUGUCUUUUGAUAUCACUUCCUCAUUUUCUGUUUGGAAGGUAUCGGAUUGAAAGCAGCAUUUCACAACGGGAGAAUAUUUCAGUGAUGCCUCUUUGCCUCGUUAAUCAAAACUUGUCCUCUUUGCCUGCAGAGGAACCAUCAACAGAAUGUGAAAAAGAGCCUGGCUCCUUGCUGUGGAUAUUUGUGAUGGUUGGAAACAUCGUGCGAGGAAUGGGUGAAACUCCAAUCAUGCCUUUAGGCAUUUCCUAUUUGGAGGAUUUUGCCAAAGCGGAAAAUUCACCUUUCUACCUGGCAUGUCUACACACAGCAACUGUAAUUGGCCCCUUCCUUGGUUUGUUGUUGGCUUCAUUCUGUGCAGAGCUGUUUGUUGACAUUGGAUCAGUAGGUGCAGAUGAGGUAACUAUAACAGCUACUGAUGCCCGCUGGGUUGGAGCAUGGUGGCUGGGCAUUUUGAUUUGUGCACUGCUGAAUCUUCUCGUGGGAAUACCAUUUUGGUUUUUGCCCAAGUGUCUUGUGAAGGAAGGUGAAACCAAUGAACCUGAGGCGGCAAGUGAAAAAAGUGUAGCACCAUUGCAAGAAAGUGAUAAAAAUGAAACCAAACAGACCAUGUAUGAAAUUGCUAAAGAUUUCAUCCCCUUUCUCAAGGCUCUGUUUCACAACCCUGUGUACAUGUUAUUUAUAUGCAUAACCGUGCUACAGUUCAGUGCCUUUGAUGGCAUGAUAUCCUUCAUGCCCAAAUAUCUGGAACAACAGUUUGGAAAAUCUGCAUCAGAUGCCAUCUUUUUAAUUGGUGUUUACAACUUACCAGUUCUAUGCGUUGGGUAUUUUUCUGGCGGCUUAUUCAUGAAGAAAUUCAAGAUAAAUGUCUAUCAGGCUGCGAACAUAGCAUUUUGGGUAUCUUUACUGGAGUACCUUCUCUACUUUGCUGCCUUUUGGACUGUCUGUGAUACCUCACCAGUUGCUGGUCUAACAGUUUCCUAUCAAGGAAUCGAGCAAGUUUCAUAUGCAGAAAAUACUCUGCUGGCUGGCUGCAACUUGGACUGUGAUUGCCCGCUUAAAACGUGGGACCCUGUUUGUGGGAACAAUGGGAUCACUUACGUGUCACCUUGCCUUGCUGGGUGUAAAUCCUCAAGAGGAACUGGAAGAAGUGUGGUAUUUGAAAACUGCACCUGUGUUGCAGCCUCAGGGUUUUCAUCUCAAAACAUCUCUGCAACUCUGGGCCAAUGUGAUGGACAUGAAAACUGCAACAAGAUGCUCCAUUAUUUUUUAAUAUUGUCAUUAGUCUGCAGCUUCAUUUUUUCCUUAGCAGCCAUGCCUGGAUACAUGGUCUUAAUAAGGUCUCUAAAGCCUGAGGAGAAGUCAUUUGGAGUGGGUAUCCAUGGGCUGGCUUCAAGAGUAUUUGCUGGAAUUCCAUCUCCCAUUUAUUUUGGAGCUUUGAUAGAUACCACUUGCUUGAAGUGGGGUACUAUGACCUGUGGUGGAGAAGGAGCAUGUAGGAUGUAUGAUAUUGUCACAUACAGGUGGCUCUAUCUUGGCCUGCCAGCAGUGUUACGUGGAGUGUCCUAUAUCCCAAGCACACUAGUUCUCCUCAUUUUAAAGAAGAAAGUGAAAUCUGAAAAGGAAACCUUAAAUGCCCCCAUAGAAAUGCAGGAUAAAGAACAAGAAGCGAUGAAAUAGCAUUUCAUUUCACAGAAGGACAUGUUGGGAAAAAACAUUGCAGUGUAAAUAUUGGAUAUAUCCUUGUGAAAUAAUUUUGUACUUUAACUAAUGAACACUUGGACAGAGAUGAAUAGAAUUACACAUAGUUGUACCCUACUUACAUUAUAAAAGUAUCAGUUUGUAAACACAAGGCAUGGGAAAAAAAUAUGUUUGGUGCAAAAGAAUAAGAAAACUUGUGGAUUGACAGGUUUGAGUUGUCAGAGUAAAGGGCUAUGAAGCAGAAACAAAUGUGUUCAGUCCUGUUUCACUGAAAAUAGAGAGAAUUUUGCAUUUGACUCCAAGUGAUGCCAGAUUUCUUGGAAUUCUCACACAAUUUCUGUCUCUCUCUCUUUGACUGUAGACAGCAUUUGUGGCUUCUUUGGGCCCCAGUUUUUAAUAAAUUUAUUUAAAGAUAUUAUUAGUCCUUUCAGGCAGGGAUUGUUUGUUAUUCUGCAUAGCAUAGGUGGUCAAUACAUUGGAAACCCGGUUUAUGACAUGGUCUGGGUGUUGUGGUAAUAAUAAAUUUAAA